This is a messenger RNA of Zychaea mexicana, 1602 nucleotides long. RefSeq lists its product as uncharacterized. The record is from RefSeq and is a predicted model, not a curated record. The coding region runs from base 1 to 1602 and encodes 533 amino acids. Gene Ontology annotation, molecular function: protein binding. NCBI's taxonomy places the organism in Eukaryota, Fungi, Mucoromycota, Mucoromycetes, Mucorales, Lichtheimiaceae. The transcript is spliced from 5 exons.
AUGGCCCUGAACGUUCUCAACACCACAUACAGCCUCGCGAAAGCCCAGUUGGAUGCAACGAAAAAGACAUCACGGAUCUCGGGCUACUUUUCCGGCUACUACAACUACUUUAAACGCGACUCUGGAUCGUCUCCCACAUCAACAGCAUCCCCUUCUUCUGACAUAUCCACGCCAAACGGUAUAUUGAGAGCACAUGUUGUCAAGGCCGAGUGCUGUUUACUGAUCGCCGUGCUGCAGCUGCUUCAAGAAAGUGUCAUGAGUUAUGUCAAAUGUGGCCUAAAUCUCCGUCGAGCGUAUGCCAGCUACAACUUCGUGUGGCAGAAAUACAAGGCAAUGGGAGACGAUGCUUGUAAAUACAUGGACCGUGAUACGAUAUCUGGAGUACAAUUUGGGAUUGGAUCGGUGCACUUUGUGCUUUCUGCAUUACCAGCUAAAAUAUGGAAGGCAAUUUCGGUACUCGGCUGGAAACCCGACAAAGAGCUCGGCUUUAAGCUUCUGAAAGAAUGCGCUGAUAACAAGCGCAUAAGGUCUUCCAUGGCAACUGUCAUGCUUCUUGCGUAUUAUGCCACAGCCGCAUCCUUUACACCGCAAAUUCUUUCCGAGCAAUACACAAAGAUCGCCAUGGAAACGCUACUGGAAGCGCAACGGUAUUAUCCAAACUCUGCACUCUACUUGUUCUUUGCAGGCCGGAUAUCCCGGCUGGCACUUGACCUAUCACUCUCGACGCAAUCUUAUCUCUAUGCUGCCGAAAUGACCAAAAACGAUUGGGCGGAAACAGCCGUGGCCAAUGCCUGCCGCUACGAAAUCGCAGUGAACCAUAUGAUUACCGGCAACUGGAACGAAGCUGCAUCCAGUUUUGAACAACUCCACAAAGAGAAAUAUUGGUCGCCUGCAUUCUGUAAAUAUAUGCAGGGCUCAUGUUUGGAAAUGGCUGGUAACCGUUCCGCCGCCAUUUUGGCUUAUGCUGAAGUGCCUCGUCUCGUGGUCAAGAAGCUGGGCGGACGCAUGUCAGACAUUGAUGCAUAUGCUCUGCGCAAAGUGCAGCUGUUUCAGAGCAGCGGAUAUCAAGAGCUGGAUUUACAUGUUCCGAUAUUGGAGUUUAUGUGUAUUUGGAACUUGUUCCACUUUAUGGAUAAGCCUCGCUUGGACUAUUGCCUGAGGUCUGUCAAUAAGGCGCUGGAGACGAUCCAGAUCCAGGAGCAGGAAGAAUAUGACAAGCGCAGCCAAGAACUGGCACCCGAAACUUCACCGCCAGACCAUUUCGAUAAGCGAGCGACGCUGCUGUUAGUCAAGGCUGCUCUCCAGAAUGUCAAAGGGAACGAUCCCGCGGAAAACACGAUUAUUUUGAACUGGAUUAUUGAUCACAAGGAUAAUUUGGCAACCGAGUCUUGGGUAGUUCCCUAUGCUUUGUGGGAGGCUGGCGUUGCAUGCUGGAACGUCAACAAUCGGAACCGUAGUAGACAUGUGUGGGAAAUGGCGUUAGAAUUUUCAAGCUAUGAUUUCGAAUACCGUCUUGCAGUGGUGAGUAUAAAUAUUAUUGGGUGGGAGGCAUCAACAACAACUAAAAAGGAGAGAGAACUUACACUGCUAUUGUGCAUGUAG